AUGGGAGAUUUUAAUGACAUUGCUUCUUUAGACGAAAGGGAAGGUAGCAAUUCCGACUGCAUUGACCGGAUCAUUAAAUUUCGGGAUCGCUGGGACAGAUGCAAUCUGCUGGACUUGGGAUGGGCGGAUAAUAGAUUCACCUGGGUGAGAAGACACAAAGGUCAGAUUAUUCUCCAAGAACAGUUAGACAGAGCGUUAAAUAACACAGAUAUCUUGGAUAUUUUCCCAAACAUUCACACGUCUACACUCCCCAGACAAUAUUCAGAUCACCACCCAAUUAUGGUCAACACAAGCCUGACUCAUAUUAUGGACAAGGAUAAAAGACCUUUUAGAUUCGAGGCUUUGUGGCUAACUCACCCUGAUUUUGACAUUACUUUCAACAUAGCUUGGAACAGGAAAAAACACUCCAUUAUAGAGGCUAUUGAAGAAACCGGAAAGGAGAUUAAAAUUUGGAAAAUAACAGCUUUUGAAGACAUCUUCAAACAGAAGCGAUCGUUGCGUAACCGUUUAAAAGGCAUUCAGAGAUCCCCGAAUUAUAUUCUUUCAAAAAGACUACAGGAUUUGGAAAAGAGGCUCAGCGAUGAAUAUCAAACGAUGAAUAUCAAACGAUUUUAA
Molecule: messenger RNA, 615 nt
Organism: Hibiscus syriacus
Lineage: Eukaryota; Viridiplantae; Streptophyta; Magnoliopsida; Malvales; Malvaceae
Exons: 1
Coding region: 1-615 (204 amino acids)
Source: RefSeq, a predicted model, not a curated record